Messenger RNA from Onychostoma macrolepis, 2247 nucleotides. Its product is annotated as signaling lymphocytic activation molecule. Lineage: Eukaryota; Metazoa; Chordata; Actinopteri; Cypriniformes; Cyprinidae. The record is from RefSeq and is a predicted model, not a curated record. The transcript has 6 exons. Bases 441 to 1463 code for a protein of 340 amino acids.
GCUAUAUGUUUUUUUACUAAUGGUUUGCACAAAAUCUUGCAUUAUGGGUAUAUUCAAUUGUAUGCUUUAUGACCAAUUGCUUGUGAUGUUCGUCAUUUGUUGGUCACUUUGGAUGAAAGUACCUACUUUAGGGAUGGGCAGCUUCAGUCCUGGAGGGCCACUGUCUUGCAGAGUUUAGUGUUAACCAACUGGAAUGGUAAUUGAAGAUUUUUAGGUCAGUUGUAUCAGUAUCUUCAUGCUUCAUGCAAAAUGUAUGUAUGAUGUUAAAGAUUCAUUACACGCUCCGAUCUCCAAACAAUUAUGGUAUUAUUAAAAAUAGUUAGAUCACGUGUCAGCAGCAUGGCAUUGUUUGAAAUAUUUACUGUUGCGAAUUGUUUACAUUGUAUUUUUUUGAAGUACUGUGCGUUGUAGAAUGUUCUGUUUCCAUAUUUGCAUAACCCAUGAAUGAUAGUACAUUUGAUGAACACAGAUUUAACACCUUACUGCACUUGUAUACGGUGCUCUACAGGAAAUCGUGGCCAACCAGAACCAGAAGUGUCAAAAAAUCUCUAGAAAGUGCGAACUCAGGUGUGUUUGAUGUUAAAACAGAUGAAAUGAAGUCAGUGUCAGUGAUGGAGGGAGAUUCUGUCUCUCUACACACUGAUGUUAAAGUACAGAGAGAUGAUCAGAUACUGUGGACGUUUGGACCUCAAAACACUCGAAUAGCUGAAAUCAUUAAAAGGGACCAAAUAAACUUAAUUUUUGUCAGUAAUGGCGGGAGAUUCAGAGACAAAUUACAGCUGAACAAUCAAACCGGAUCUCUGACCAUCAACAACAUUAGAUCUGAACACACUGGACUUUAUAAACUGACUGUCAUCAUCAGUGGAAAAACCUCAUUGAAGAGCUUCAGUGUUACUGUGUAUGCUCCUCUUCCCACUCCUGUCAUCACCAGAAACUCUUCAAACUGUUCUUCAUCAUCUGAAAGAUCAUCCGUGUCCAGAUGUUCACUGCUGUGUUCAGUGUUGAAUGUGAGUCAUGUGACUCUCUCCUGGUACAAAGGAAACAGUUUAUUGUCCAGCAUCAGUGUGUCUGAUCUCAGCAUCAGUCUCUCUCUUCCUCUGGAGGUGGAAUAUCAGGAUAACAACACCUACAGCUGUGUGCUCAACAAUCCCAUCAGAAACCAGACUCAACAUCUGGACAUCAGUCGAUUCUGUCACACAUGUGCAGAACAUCGCCGUUCCUAUUCCAUACCAGUGGUAGUUGGUAUAUUGUUGGUGGCCAUAAUUGCAGUUUUGGGAGGGAUUUUGUUGUGGCACAUGAGGAACCAUAAACAAGCACCACAAACUGUUGAAAAUGAAGACAUACAUUAUGCUACAGCAACAUUCAUUGCACAACCUUUACACCAUACGAAACCUGAUGGAGAAGAUAAGAUAGUGUACUCAAGUGUUGCAACACCUAAGGAGAAAAAUUUGCAAUAUUUGUGAUGUUUUGGCUUAAAAAAAUCUAACUGCCAUAUAAAGCAGUGUUUCUCAACUGAAACUGGUGGUUUGUGAGCCCAAUAUUUUGGGAUAUAUGUGAGGGAUGCAAUGUUGCAUGCAGUUAUUAAAAUGCAGUAUGUAAAAGUGAAAUCAUUUUAUGACAAGUGAUUUGGAAAUGGAAGGAUUUAGAAACUAAAAUAGCUAUCAUAUUCAGCAUAUUUCAUGUUAAUAAUUGACUCAUUGUAAUAUUAAUCCAUUUCAGCAUUUGAUCUUAUUUUAGUAGUAUUACUGUCACUUUAGUAUUAUUAGCAAUUUGGGUCAAAAUGUCUGAUGUAAAACUUGGGUCCUCAAAUGAAACCAGUUGAGAACCACUGAGUUAGACUACAAAUGUAUUAUGUUUUAGUUAUUUAUUUCCACACUGCCAUUUCAUUGUGUUAUUCAUCAAACAUCAAAGAAAAGUCAGACUUUCAGCUGAGUUUUCGAAGACCAUUACUGACAGAUAACAGUACAAGGAGCCAUGUAUUUUAGGGACUUUUUGACACUUUGGGACACUCUGGUAGCUCCUGAACUACUCUGUCUUAAAAAGGUCUGAGAAAGAGUGGAUUCAGUAACAGCUUCAUAAUGCACAAGAACUGCAUACACAGCUGAGUUAACUUGUCUAGUCUUGAUCACUUGAGCUCAUGCUACAGCUGCCUUAAGGCUUCAGUAUUUGUGUAUUUUAUAUUUCAGCAUUAUUUUAUGAACAUUGUACUGAAUUGAAUGAAAUUAAAUAAAUGUGUGUUAUGCUUUA